UAGAAUUAAAUGUCAGUGGAACCAAAAUGACAUCACACUGAACUAGCGCUUAUAUUCAAAGAUAAAUACGGACCUAAUGUGAAGUGAAAUUUACAAAAAUUUUACAUCAUAUACAUACAAAAGAAACAUCGAAUUUUUUAAUUUUGGAAAUCGAUAUAAAUUGAAAUGAACAAUGAGGAUAACGAAUUAGAGACGUUAUUGGUUUCAGAAAAUAUAAAUGUUUGGGCCAAAAAUCAAACAGCAUUAGAGGAACAAGCUUUAAAAGAAUUACAUACAUUUUCUAAAGAAUUUAAAAAGUCUCAAGAUGACCCAUUGGAAGAAGGAGAACUUGAGGAAACUGAAGAAAUUCAAUAUCAAAAUCAAAUACCUGAACAGUCAUUAAAUAUUGAAGCAUAUAUAAAACAUCAAGUAGAAUUAAAAAAAAGACAAGAUUUUAACAAAUCCCUUAAUGUUGAAAAUCAUAAUUUAGUAAUUAAAAAAUGUAAAAAAGUUAAAAAGAAAAGAAAGACUAUUAAACCCUGCAGUAAUCCUGAAGAUUUGGAUGAUGCAGAUGCUAUUACUAUCAAAGAAGAGAAAAUAGGUAGUGAUGAAAAAGUAGAAUCUGAAGAUGAUGUAGGGAUAGAUGAUCAAUCGGGAAGUGAAUAUGUUCCAACUGAUUGUGAAUCUGAUAGUGAUAAUCAGUAUUGCAAAUCUUUCAAUAAAAGCCAAGAAUCUCUUAAAGACAGUCAGAAGCACAAUAGAAAAAGGAAAAGAUUUCAAGAACAUAUAGUAAAGGUUGUAGAUGAUGGAAUAUGGAAGGCUUAUAAAGACAGACUUGAUUUGUAUUACAAAAAAAUUGAGGAAGAAGAAUCUUUGAAACAUUUAGAAGAUGAAGAUGAUGAAAUUGAAAUAGAUUAUUAUUUGAUUAAGGGUGGUUUGAAAGCUCCUUUUACAAUUUGGAACAAAUUAUAUAAUUAUCAACAAGAUGCAGUAAAAUGGUUGUGGAAAAUACAUCAAAAAUCUACAGGUGGUUUGCUUGGAGAUGAAAUGGGUCUUGGAAAAACAGUGCAAAUUAUUGCCUUUUUACAAGCUUUAGAAUUUAGUAAAAUUAGCUCCUGUCAUGGAAGGUUCAUAGGUUUAGGUCCUUCUUUAAUAGUAUGUCCAGCAACUGUAAUCCAUCAAUGGGUUAAGCAUUUUCACGAGUGGGCUCCAGAAUUUAGAAUUGCUGUACUUCAUCAAUCUGGCAGCUAUCAAGGCGAUAAAAAACAUUUCAUCAAAGACUUGCACAAAACAAAAGGCAUAAUAUUAACCACUUAUCUAGGAAUUAUAAAGUACCAAACAUUUUUAUUAGAUUAUAACUGGCACUAUUUAAUUCUUGAUGAAGGUCAUAAGAUACGAAAUCCUGCAGCUAAAGCUAGUGUAGCGGCUAAACUUUUCAGGACACCACAUAAAAUUAUGCUAACAGGCAGUCCAAUGCAAAACGAUUUAAUAGAGCUCUGGAGUCUUUUUGAUUUCACAAAUCCAGGUAUGUUAGGCAACUUAAAAACUUUUCAAGAACAUUUUUCUACUCCUAUUUUACAUGGAGGAUUCAGCAAUUCCACACCUAUGCAGGAAGCAACUGCUUUGUCAGUGGCUACUACCCUUAAAGACUUAAUUACACCUUAUUUAUUGAGAAGGACCAAACAUGAAGUCCAACACGACAUUUUACUGCCAAAUAAAACUGAACAAGUUCUAUUCUGUUCUUUGUCAGAUGAGCAGAAAUUUUUAUAUAAAGAAUAUUUGCUUGGUGACGAUGUUAGCAAUAUUUUGGGCAAAGGAGUGAAAAAUUGGGCUGGUAACAAUCAAAUUCGAGCCAGAGUUUUCGUAGCGAUAACAAAGCUAAGAAAAAUUUGUAAUCAUCCAGAUAUAUUUUUAUCUGAUAUAGGAAAAGAUGAAAUGGAAAGUGUUAAUGACAAAAAGUUUGGUAAUUACAAAGCAUCUGGUAAAAUGAUUGUGGUGUCAGCACUGUUAAAAAUAUGGAAAAAACAAUCUCACAGAGUAUUAUUAUUUUCCCAAGGUAGAGCGAUGAUUCGUAUAUUUCAAGAUUUUUUAGAAGAACAUGGCUACAAGUACCUGAAAAUGGAUGGAACAACAUCUAUCAGUAGCAGGCAGGCUUUGAUAGAUAAAUUUAAUACUGAUUCCAAUUAUGAUGUUUUUUUGCUAACAACUCGCGUCGGUGGCCUGGGUGUCAAUUUGACAGGAGCUAAUCGUGUCAUUAUUUAUGAUCCCGAUUGGAAUCCCGCUACUGAUACUCAAGCGCGUGAGCGAGCUUGGAGGAUAGGACAGGAUAAACAGGUCACUAUUUACAGGCUCUUAGCUGCAGGAACGAUUGAAGAAAAGAUGUAUCAGAGGCAAGUUUGGAAACAGCUUUUGAGCAAUAAAAUUCUACUGGAUCCACAGACGAACAAAUUUUUUAAAUCUUCUGACCUCUUUGAUCUUUUUUCGCUGCAAGAAUCUACAGAUUCAAAUCCAGAAACUGUCAAUAUUUUCCACAAUUCUAGGGUAAGAAUUCAAGAUAAACUACGAGAACAAGCCAAAAAGAGUAAAGACAAGAAAGGAAAUAAAGGCGAAGCACAAUUUUCAGAUGAAAAAAUCCAACAAAUGAAGAAUCUUGCGCAGCAAAUAGCUAAGAGCCUUAAUAAAAAACCUACUACCCUUCAACUCGAAAUUGAAGCGGAAAAGGAGCAAAGAGAAAAAGAAAGAAGACAAAUGAAGGAGCUAGAAGUUGGGGAAUUACUUAAAUAUAAUAAAGAAAAAGUGAAAAAUGUAGAAAAUCCUUCUGUAAAUAAAAUAGAUGAUUGCGAUGCUUUAGUUGGAUUCUCAGAGGCAUUGACUUACUCAGAAAAAACUGCAGAACUUCACCAUAAUCUUAAGGCGACCAAAGACCUAAACAAAAUAGUCGAGGAAGCCAAAAGAGUAAAAGAGAAAAUUACUAAAGAGCCGGACAAGUUAAUAAAUAAAUUCAAGAAGAAAAAAGACAAAGGAAAAACAAAAGUGGAUCAUUCAGGAAAAGUUGACGGAGAAAAAAUUGAUGGGUUGCUAAAAAUGGAAACAAAGAAAACAAAGAAAAGUAGCGAGGAAGUACCUAGUGGCUCACAGGAUGAUAUUAUUUUGGGAAAAUUAUUUCAGAAAAAAGGAGUUUUCGGAGCAGUACAACACGAUUCAGUGAUUCAGCAGGGCUCGAGAGGAGGAAGUCUCAGAAUUCAUACAGAAGCAAGAAUGAGAGCUGAAAAAUCAUUAGAAGCUCUCAGAAAAUCAAGAGUAGAUAAUUGGCGAUGGUGAAUUAAUUUUAUUGUUAUAUUAUUGUAUUAUUUGUAUAUUUUGCAUUGUUUUUUAUUAUUAUAUUUAUAUAUUUUUGAAUACACAUUAUUUGC
This is a messenger RNA of Psylliodes chrysocephalus, 3392 nucleotides long. The record is from the annotation of a GenBank genome assembly. NCBI's taxonomy places the organism in Eukaryota, Metazoa, Arthropoda, Insecta, Coleoptera, Chrysomelidae.